AUGUGCACUCGUUUUUUCGGUCAGAAACGUGCAUUUUCUAAAUUUCUUCAAAUUUCUUCUCAAGUGAAGGAGGCAUUAGCAAAUGGAGAAGGUGUGGUUGCUCUUGAAAGUACUGUAAUCACUCAUGGAUUGCCGUAUCCACAUAAUUUGAGUACUGCAAAAAGUUUGGAACAGAAAGUCCGAUCUUCUGGCAGUCAUCCAGCUACAAUCGCAUUGUUCGAUGGAAAAAUUCAUGUAGGAUUGGAUGACGAAAAAUUGGAAAAACUUGCAUCAAGCAAGACUGCAGUGAAAGUUUCCACUAGGGAUAUUGCAAAAACUCUAAUUAGGAAAGAAGUCGGUGGAACAACUGUUGCAUCAACCAUGAAAAUCGCACACGCUGCUGGAAUUAGUGUUUUUGCAACUGGUGGAAUUGGUGGUGUCCAUCGAGGAGCUGAUCAAACAUUCGAUAUCUCUGCGGAUCUUCAGGAACUUUCCAAGACUCCUGUCUGUGUAGUGUGCUCCGGCGUAAAAAGUAUUCUAGACAUUCCAAAAACCGUUGAAUACCUGGAAACUCAUUCUGUGAACUGUGCGGUAUACGGAAUACAAAACGAUUUUCCUAGUUUUUUCACUCAAAAAUCGGGAAGCAGAGCGCAGUUCAGUACAGAAAAAUUGGAAGAAGUUGUGCAAUUGUUGAAAACAUCGAAAUCUCUUGGGCUACCAUAUGGUACUAUCUUGGCUUGUCCGAUACCCGAGAAAUAUGCUGCAGAUGGUGAUGUGAUUCAAAAAGCAAUAGAUCAAGCUGUACGAGAAGCCAUAGAACAAAAAAUUGCAUCCCAAAGCGUAACCCCAUUCAUUCUAUCCCGGGUUAACGAACUCACACAAGGAGCUUCUAUGAAAACAAAUAUUGCACUUCUGGAAAACAAUGCGUCAAUUGCGGGAAGAUUAGCUGCCAAACUAGUGGAUAGAAGACCAAUUACAGUCACUCAUUCUCAACCUUCUACAUCUUCUCCAAGAAAACCAAAAGUGGUAUCUAUCGGAGCAGCUAUCGUUGAUUUUGAAGCGAUCACGACCGAGUAUUUGAAGGGGUUCAAGUUCCGCCACAACCUUGAAAUAAAGGAAUGA
Messenger RNA from Caenorhabditis remanei, 1101 nucleotides. RefSeq lists its product as uncharacterized. The record is from RefSeq and is a predicted model, not a curated record. The transcript has 10 exons. Lineage: Eukaryota; Metazoa; Nematoda; Chromadorea; Rhabditida; Rhabditidae. Gene Ontology annotation, molecular function: pseudouridylate synthase activity. The coding region runs from base 1 to 1101 and encodes 366 amino acids.